GAACUCUGUCACUGCUACUACAUCACUGAAGGGAAGGAAGAAAAGGGGAAAAUGGCGUUCAAUUCUGAGGAUCUUGAGAGCCUCGCCUCGAUGCUGGACAAAAACCGAGCCUUCGAGCGACCAGCUGGCCAGUCAACGGGCUUUAGCCUCCAGGAGCACAACGUUGCACCACAGGCUGGCACAUCCGGCGCAACGUCGCACAGCACGCUGGUAGCCACCACCGCGACCACCGCAGCGGGCAAGCCAAACCCAGCCGGCAUCGCGCUCCCGCCAACUGCCGUGGACCACCAGCUGAGGCUGCCGGCGCCGUCGCACGGUAAAGCGGCGGAGCGCAGGCGGCAGCUAGCGAAGCCCGCCGAGCCGCACGGCGAUGAGAUAUGGACUCAAUCUGAGCUACAAGAACGUUGCGCACGGCAGCAGCGAGACGGCCCGGCUCCACUGGCCGCGGCAGCGCGUGCGGUAGCGGCACACCACGCGAAGCAGCUGCAGGGAUCCCGCGGACAAGAGGAGGGCGGGGGAGCGCUGUGGCGUCCCUCCACGGCUGACGCCGGCAGCUACGAGGAGCCUGUGUACACGGUGCUGUACCAGCAUAACCUCUCCGCGGAGGACGUGUACCUUGGCGUGGACUUUACCCGCGACGCGUCCAGUGCGGCGAGCGACGGAGUGACGGUGCGGGUGGAGCUGCCGAAGGUGACGGCGGUGUCGGCGAUUGCGACGGAGGUGGACCCAUACGAGUUGCGGGUGUCGGUAGCGGGGGUGUACUACCUGGCUGCUGCGUUGCCGCGGCGGGUGCAGCGCACGGCGGCGGAUGCGGUGUGGGAUGCGCAGAAGAGACUGCUCACGGUGCGCUUAAAGGCUGAUCAAAGCGACGGCGACGUGAAGAUUGUGUCUUAG
Leptomonas pyrrhocoris is the source of this 894-nucleotide messenger RNA. RefSeq lists its product as hypothetical. The transcript has a single exon. Gene Ontology annotation, molecular function: dynein intermediate chain binding; protein-folding chaperone binding. Gene Ontology annotation, biological process: axonemal dynein complex assembly. The record is from RefSeq and is a predicted model, not a curated record. Lineage: Eukaryota; Euglenozoa; Kinetoplastea; Trypanosomatida; Trypanosomatidae. Gene Ontology annotation, cellular component: cytoplasm. Bases 52 to 894 code for a protein of 280 amino acids.